GCACUGUCAGUGAGAGACCAGUGUGACCCUGAUAUGAGUGGCUUAGCUAUUAAAAUUACGAAAGAGCUUCUCGGGUUUUGCAUAAACAGUUCCAUUUCCGACGACAUGAAUCAGGCAUCGGUGUGCUCAGUGUGUCAACAAAAUCAACAAAAGUACAAAUGUUCCACUUGCAGGCGAUUAAUUUGCUCCCUGCAGUGCUAUAAACUGCAUAAAGCUGUACCAUGCGAACCCUAUGAGCCAGAAGUUAAAGAAGCCUCAGCAGCGGGAAGGAAGAAGAAAACGAUCAUUGAUCCUACCGAUGAGGAAGAUUCGUCAAGAUUAACUGAAGAGCAAUUGGAAAGAAUAGCGCAUUCUGACGAGUUACGAGAUUAUCUAAAGUACCCUCAAAUACGAAAAUAUAUCACGGAAAUUGACCAGGCCAAUGACCCUGCAACGCUACUGGAUUCUCUCAGGUCGGGCCCUGACACGGUUUUCCAAGAAUUUAUUGAUCUUCUCGUCCGCACUGUCAAGUCAAAUGAAUAACGCUCCAAACCAAUCAUACCACGAUACUCUGCAUAUGCUACACACAACCCACUAUAGCCACUCCUUCGAAAGCAAUUGUACUGCGAUUCUUGCGAUAUUGUGACGAAUUUGUAUAUUUUACCAACUGUGAAUAUGAUGAUAAUGACC
Molecule: messenger RNA, 669 nt
Organism: Radiomyces spectabilis
Lineage: Eukaryota; Fungi; Mucoromycota; Mucoromycetes; Mucorales; Radiomycetaceae
Exons: 5
Coding region: 34-522 (162 amino acids)
Source: RefSeq, a predicted model, not a curated record